GUCACUUAUUGCUACAAGCGGAAGUUGUUCAAUGGCCACUGGACAAUGCACCUUGCUAAUUUAAAUCCUAGUGUUAUGAUAAAGGUUUUCUCGCGUUCAGUCGCGUAAUUACACAGGUCUCCUUUACUUAGGUACAGACAUGGAAGUGCCUUGCUACCUGCCCAAACUGCUCUUUGAGCUCAAUGAGCAGCGUAAGAGGGACUUCUUUUGUGACUGCAGCAUCCUUGUCGAAGGCCGUGUCUUCAAGGCGCAUCGUAAUGUGUUGUUUGCUGGGAGUGGCUAUUUCCGGGCUCUUCUGGUUCACUAUCUGCAGGAUAGUGGGCAGCGCUACAGCACAGCAUCGCUGGACAUUGUGACAGCCGAUGCCUUCUCUAUUAUCCUGGACUUCCUUUACUCUGGUUGCUUGGCCCUGAACAGAAGCAAUGUCAUUGAGGUCAUGUCAGCAGGAAGCUACUUGCAGAUGACUGAUCUGGUAAACUUUUGUAAGGGAUAUAUCCGCUCUUCUUUGGAAAUAUGCAACAAGGAGAAGGAAAAGAACACAGAGAAAGAGGACCAGGCACAGGAUGGAGGGUUAGGUCCUGCAGACAGCGGCACUCUUGCUGCGUCAGUCUCCAGUGGUACGGGGGCUGCUGAGCCUCAUUCACAGGCUGCAGAGGCAAAUAGAGGGCCGGGUUUAGGUCCGGAGACUGUGACCUCGGCUAGAACCCCUUUGUCUAUCCCUGUUGCCACAACUCUUAGCACCAGUAGAGACAUGGACAGCGACUACCAUUCCAGGGAGGAAUUUGCAUCUGGGAGUGAAGGACAGAAAGGACACAUGGAUCGGACAAACCUCUCAUCCUCUUCGUCGUCUGCCCUGACCCCAGAGUUAGUGAACCCCAAGAUAGAGUAUGACCCCGAUGAGGAGCUAAUGCAAUCCCCUGACACCAAAGACCUGGCCUUGUAUUCUGGGCCCUCUCUCCAUCACCCUCAUCAUAACAGACUACUUCCUCCUUCUCCCUCCAAUGAGCGUUCUCCCUUGGGAUACAGCCCUUCCUAUAAUGCCAGGCAGCUGAUGGAGAUGCUGGCCAGAGGUGAAGGCCCCAGUCCUCUGGGGGACAGAGGGAGACAGUGCUUUACCCAAACAGGAGGAGGCAGAAUUGACGAGGGUUUAGGGUUUGCGGGAUCGUCUAUCAUGGAGAUCCAGUCGGAUUGGCUUGGAGAGGACACAGGCGAUGGUUUGGUAGUGCCAGUGAAACUCCACAAGUGCCCAUUCUGUCCGUACACUGCCAAGCAGAAGGGGAUCAUGAAGAGACACAUCCGCUGCCACACAGGGGAGAGGCCCUUCCCCUGUCCCAUGUGUGGCAAGAGGUUCACAAGACAGGAGCACCUCCGCAGCCAUGCCCUCAGUGUCCAUAGGCACUACUGGCCAGUAUCAUGUAAAAGCUGCAGGCGAACCUUCACGGGGUCCAGCGUUUCACCAGGACUCAGACGCUUUGGCAUGUGCGACAGCUGCAACUGCGUGACCACCACUCACGAUGAUUCCACCUCUGUACACCCCGCCAGCCAAGCAGAGCCCAUGGAACGCGCAGACGGGGGUACAGAUUGGUCUAGUUUUAUAGACGACGUAGAUGAGGUGGAGGUUGGCAAAGUGGAGGACUUGGUAGAGAAACAAAUGCUUGAAAGGCAGCUGGCUGUCUGCACUGAUGUAGAUAACACAUAACAAAGUGAAUGUGUAGCCCGCUGCAAUUUGGAGAACAAAACUAUUUCUUGAACCGUUUUACUGUUCAACAACUGUAGCCAUAUUAUUAUUGAUGUUAAAUUAUUACUGCGUGAUGGCCUUAUUUAUUGUCUUAGGUGAUAGACAGAGUAGUUUGUGACAUGUUUUAUUUUGUCCAAAAAGAUGGCAGUUCAAUGAUGAAUCUACUGUAUGUGGAUACUGUUGCAAUAAAUGUGUUGUGUAAAAGUUAACACUUCUUAAUCAAAU
This is a messenger RNA of Etheostoma cragini (Arkansas darter), 1963 nucleotides long. RefSeq names its product zinc finger and BTB domain containing 8B (gene zbtb8b). Gene Ontology annotation, biological process: regulation of transcription by RNA polymerase II. The transcript has 5 exons. Gene Ontology annotation, molecular function: RNA polymerase II cis-regulatory region sequence-specific DNA binding; DNA-binding transcription factor activity, RNA polymerase II-specific; protein binding. Lineage: Eukaryota; Metazoa; Chordata; Actinopteri; Perciformes; Percidae. The record is from RefSeq and is a predicted model, not a curated record. Bases 140 to 1699 code for a protein of 519 amino acids.